Daucus carota subsp. sativus is the source of this 2255-nucleotide messenger RNA. RefSeq names its product cysteine-rich receptor-like protein kinase 10. The record is from RefSeq and is a predicted model, not a curated record. Bases 74 to 2062 code for a protein of 662 amino acids. NCBI's taxonomy places the organism in Eukaryota, Viridiplantae, Streptophyta, Magnoliopsida, Apiales, Apiaceae. Gene Ontology annotation, cellular component: plasma membrane. Gene Ontology annotation, molecular function: protein serine/threonine kinase activity; ATP binding. Gene Ontology annotation, biological process: protein phosphorylation. The transcript is spliced from 7 exons.
AAGCCGCGCAAUUUGACCAUUCUAGAUUCGAAGAGAAUAAAACCAAAAAUAGAAACUUACAAUUCAAGAGAUUAUGGUUGUAAUGUCGUAUCCUGUAACAUUGAUCAUUUUUGGUAUUCUCAUAUGCAGUAUUAAUCUUAGCCAUUCUAUUAUAAUUGUCACAGUAUGCGGAACUAAGGGUAACUACACGAGUAACAGUACUUACAAUCGAAACCUGAAUGCCGCUCUAGCCAACCUCUACUCGGCUGCAAGCACUAGCGACUCCGGGUUCUACAAUGCCUCCGUUGGCCAAGGCUCUGACAGAGUUUACGCGAUCGCGCUCUGUAGAGGCGACGUUGAACCUGAUAUCUGCAGAAGCUGCGUUAAAGACUCAAUUGCAUAUAUAACAGGGCAAUGUCCUGACCAAAAGGAGGCUGUUGAGUGGUACUAUGAAUGCAUGUUAAGGUACUCGAAUAGCUCGAUACUUAAUAACAUGGUGGCAGAGCCGACUAGAGCUUUGGUGAAUGGGAAUAAUGCAAGUAAUCAGGUUCAGUUCAAUAAAGACCUUAGAGAUUUGGUGGAGCGUUUGAGAGGACCAGCAGUUGAGCGAAAGUUUGCCACUGGGAGUAUAAGUGGACCGGACUUUCUGACAAUUUUCGCGCUUAUGCAGUGCACACCUGAUUUAUCUUCACUGCAGUGCAGCGACUGUCUUAAUCGGGCUAUUACAGAAAUUUCAACUCGUUGUUAUGGAUUAGGAUGCCACUUAAUGAAACCUAGUUGUAGGCUUAGGUAUGAGUAUGAACGAUUUUACAACCAGACGACGACAACCAAUGCUCCACCACCAGAGCUGCCUUCAACACCACCAUCAGUGCCUCAAGUUGCUGGUAAAGGGGAUAAUAACGUGCCAACGGUAAUUAUUAUUGUUGUUGUCAUUGUUGGUUUUGUUAUGCUCAUGCUUCUUGUGGUUUGCAUCAUUAAAAGGAAGCGAAGGCAGAAGACUACUACCGGGGGAAUGCUCAUUGAUAUGGAUGAUGUGAACAGCACCGAAUCCUUGCAAUACGACUUUGAUACUGUUGAAGUUGCUACAAAUCACUUCUCAGAUAGCAAUAAAAUCGGAGAAGGUGGAUUUGGGGCAGUUUACAAGGGCACACUACAAAAUGGUCAAGAAAUAGCUGUGAAGAGGCUGUCUCUGGGUUCAAAUCAAGGACAACAAGAAUUCAAAAACGAGGUUAUUUUAGUGGCCAAACUGCAGCAUAGGAAUCUAGUCAGACUUCUUGGUUUCUGCUUCAAAGGAAAUGAAAGACUUCUUAUUUAUGAGUUUGUGCCUAAUGCAAGUCUUGACCACUUUAUAUUUGAUUCAGUGAAGCGUUCAUAUAUAGACUGGGAAAAACGAUACAAGAUCAUAGGUGGAAUUGCCAGAGGACUUCUUUACCUUCAUGAAGAUUCAAGACUACGGAUCAUUCAUCGAGAUCUAAAAGCGAGCAAUGUUUUGCUCGAUGCUGAGAUGAAUCCUAAAAUUGCUGACUUUGGCAUGGCACGGUUAUUCAAUUUGGAUGAAACUCAAGGAUCUACGGAUAGAAUUGUGGGAACAUAUGGAUAUAUGGCACCAGAGUAUGCAAUGCAUGGGCAGUUCUCGGUGAAGUCUGAUGUAUUUAGCUUUGGUGUAUUAGUUUUGGAAAUACUAAGCGGUCAGAAAAACCAUAGUUUUCGAAAUGGAGAUGACGUUGGAGACCUUACAAGCUUUGCCUGGAAGAAUUGGCGAGAAGGGACUGCAACUAAUAUUAUAGAUCCAGUACUCAGAAAUAAUCCAGCAUCAAUACGCGAAAUGAUAAGAUGUAUUCACAUCGGAUUACUAUGUGUGCAAGAAAAUGUUACAAACAGACCUGCCAUGGCUUCAGUGAUGCUUAUGCUGAACAGUUUUUCUCUCACCCUUGAGGUGCCUUCCGAGCCUGCCUUCUUUAUACCGAGUAACAUUGAUCCAGAACUGCCAUUGCUUAUGGAUGAUUCCAACUCAAGAGUUAGUGUCAAAUCUAGCGAUUACUCUAUUGACAGAGCUCCAAUCACCGAUACAUAUCCACGGUGAUUAAUUACAUUUACACAAGUGUUUGCUUUUAUUGGUUUGUUACUGAUUGCGUUCAACUUUGAUAAGAAAUUCUUCACCGAGGGUCAGGUAUUAAAAUUUUUGCCCGGAUUUGAGAAUUAUUCUGCAUUCCUGGAACUUUUAUUUUUAAUAUCAUGUACUCAAAAUGUCAAUAUAAAUAGAAAUUUUUAUUUUA